This is a messenger RNA of Drosophila persimilis, 2565 nucleotides long. RefSeq lists its product as uncharacterized. The record is from RefSeq and is a predicted model, not a curated record. The transcript has 6 exons. The coding region runs from base 75 to 2486 and encodes 803 amino acids. Gene Ontology annotation, molecular function: serine-type endopeptidase inhibitor activity. Lineage: Eukaryota; Metazoa; Arthropoda; Insecta; Diptera; Drosophilidae.
UGGGUAGGACACACCAGCGUAGCUCUGGCCAUAGCUCCAACUAUUCCUCUGUUCUGUGUCGUUCCCCAGGCUCCAUGACCGCGCUGUCACUUUUGCUUCUCUUGGGCUCUCUUCUCACGAUAGUCCAGACCGACACAUCCACAGGCGACACCAAGUUUGCAUUAGAGCUACUCAGAGCGCUGGCCAGGGACAAGAGUAGACCGAAUAUCGUAUUCUCGCCAUCGUCAAUCAGGACAGCCCUUGCUUUGGCCUACCUAGGCGCCGAAGGAGUUACUGGAGAGGAGCUAAAGCAGACCCUCUCACUGGAAGGAUCCGACAAGAAUGACGUGGCCCAACGAUUCGCUCAUCUUUUGGCCCAAGAAGAAAAUCAGUCUGAAGAUGACGCUCAGUUCAGCUAUGCCAACCGUAUCUACGUGGCCGAGCGGUACAGACUUAUUCAGGCCUAUCAAGAGUUGGCCGGUAAAUACUUCAACGCAUCAGCCGAGAAUGUGAACUUCGCAGACAACUUUAAAGUGUCCCAGCAAAUCAAUUCCUGGGUCGAGACGAAGACCCAUGACCAAAUCAAAGACCUCAUCAGCGCCGACUCCCUCAGCUCUGAGACUGCCGCCGUCCUGAUUAAUGCAAUCUACUUCAAAGGCAAAUGGGAAAGUCCUUUCUCUGAGACCAUGACGGCGACGCACGACUUUACGACGCGAUUUGGGGAAAAAGUCAAAACGUCCUUUAUGUUUCAGUGGCAGUUUUUUAGACACGCCGAGUUGCCCUCCCUGAAGGCCACGGCUUUGGAAAUGCGUUACAAAGGAACGGACAUUGUUUUGCUGAUCAUUCUGCCUUUAGAGGAGCAGGGACUGUAUGCACUCGAGGAGAAGAUUAGUGUUUUGGACCUGAACGAGAUAAGUUCGCAAAUGAGAGAGAAGCACGUGCGGCUCCAGAUGCCCAAAUUUAAACUAGAGUUUGAAGUCUCCCUGAAGCCUGUCCUACAGGAGCUGGGUAUAAAGACCAUGUUCGGUCACAAUGCCGACUUUAGUAGCCUUGCCAAGGGCCGUGACAUAAAGAUCUCCGAGGUGAAGCACAAGGCCUUCAUGGAUGUAAACGAGAACGGAACCACGGCCGCUGCUUCCACAUAUUUGGUUGCUGUGCCAUAUUCAGGCCACAAAGGGCAGACCAUACCAUUCAUCGUCGAUCAUCCCUUUUUAUUCGCCAUCAAGGACGAGCAGAGUAUCUUCUUUCUGGGUCAUGUUACCCGUCCCUCUGGCAAUAGCUCCAACUAUUCCUCUGUUCUGUGUCUUUCCCCAGGCUCCAUGACCGCGCUGUCACUUUUGCUUCUCUUGGGCUCUCUUCUCUCGAUGGUCCAGGCCGACAGAUCCACAGGCGACACCAAGUUUGCCUUAAAGCUAUUCAGAGUGCUGGUCAGGGACAAGAGCCGUCCGAAUAUCGUAUUCUCGCCAUCGUCAAUCAGGACAGCCCUUGUUUUGGCCUACCUAGGCGCUGAAGACACCACUGCAGAGGAGCUAAAGCAGACCCUCUCACUGGAAGGAUCCGACAAGAAUGACGUGGGCCAAAGAUUCGCUCAUCGUUUGGCCCAAGAACAAAAACAGUCUGGGGAUGACGCUCAAUUCAGCUAUGCCAACCGUAUCUACGUGGCCGAGCGGUACAGGUUUAUUCAGGCCUAUCAAGAGUUGGCCGGUAAGUACUUACGCGCAUCAGCCGAGAAUGUGAACUUCGGAGAGAGAAUGAAAGUGUCCCAGCAAAUCAAUUCCUGGGUCGCGGCGAAGACCCAUGACCAAAUCAAAGACCUUAUCAGCGCUGACUCCCUCAGCUCUGACACUGCCGCCAUCCUGAUUAAUGCAAUCUACUUCAAAGCCCAAUGGGAACAUGCAUUCUCUGAGUCCUUGACGGCGGUGCACGACUUUGCGUCCAGCGAUGGGAAAAAAGUCAGGACGUCCUUUAUGUUUCUGUGGGAGUUUUUUAGAUACGCCGAGUUGCCGUCUCUAAACGCCACGGCAUUGGAAAUUCGGUACAAAGGAACGAACAUUGUGCUCCUGAUCAUUCUGCCUUUAGAGGAGCAGGGACUGUAUGCACUCGAGAAGAAGCUUAGUGAUGUGGACCUGCACGAGAUAAGUUCGCAAAUGAGAAGGGAGCACGUGCAGCUGCAAAUGCCAAAAUUUAAACUAGAGUUUGAAGUCUCCCUGAAGCCUGUCCUACAGCAGCUGGGUAUAAAGACCAUGUUCGAUCCCAAUGCAGACUUUAGUAGCCUUGUCGAGGGCGCGGACAUGGCGAUCUCCGAGGUGAAGCACAAGGCCUUCAUAGAUGUGAACGAGAACGGAACCACUGCUGCUGCUUCCACAUAUGUGGAAGUGAUGGCAAAGUCAGUUAAACUCCCUAAUAGGAAGACAUACCCCUUCAUCGUCGAUCAUCCCUUUUUGUUCGCCAUCAAGGACGAACAUUCUACCUUCUUUCUCGGUCAUGUUAACCGUCCAUAUUACUAGAAUAUGUAUGUAGCGAUUAGUCCAUGAAAUAAAAGAUUCCAAACGGCUAUUGUUUACAAUCAGCAGACUCCAACUUUAA